This is a messenger RNA of Branchiostoma belcheri (Belcher's lancelet), 421 nucleotides long. RefSeq names its product calreticulin-like. The transcript has 2 exons. NCBI's taxonomy places the organism in Eukaryota, Metazoa, Chordata, Leptocardii, Amphioxiformes, Branchiostomatidae. Bases 36 to 398 code for a protein of 120 amino acids. The record is from RefSeq and is a predicted model, not a curated record.
UUGUUGAAGCUGCUACAGCAAGAAACGAGAAGAGGAUGAAGGAGCUGGAAAAACUCAAAACAAAGGAUGCAAAGGACAGGAGAAUAGCUUUGAAGGUUGCACGAGCUGUACAGCAAGAGGAACGCAAGAAGUGGAAUAAGAACAGACCAGUGCAACACAGCUAUGGAGAAGCGGAAGGGGAAGUUGACAGCGAGAGUGACAACGAAGACGAGGAUGAGGACGAAGCCGACCGAGAGGAAGAAGAGGCCAAGGCCGCCCUGGACGGAACAGCAAUGCCACGUGAGGAAAGCGCAACUGUUAUUUCAAUAUCGAGAAAGUCUUGUGUUUGUGGAGGUACAGACCACAUGAGACGCUCAAGCAAAAAAUGUCCACAAAAUCCCAAGAUGCAAAAAGACUAGGAAGAAAAUGAUGUUUGUAUUUG